ACGUCAUCACAUUCAUACUCGGCACCGUUCUCAUUUGUUGCUGUCGGUCGCCAGGCAACGCCUCGAAGUGGAAGCUUGUUUCCGUUUUAGCAAUGAUAGCAGGCACAUCCGGUCUGGGUAGCGUCAUCGUUUUCAGUAUGUCUUCAACCGCCAGCACGUUCAUCUUUGGGUUCUACCUCACCAUGGCCGGGUCGUUCCUGGCCGUCACAGGGGGGUUCACCCUCGCCUGGUCGCAGCUCCGCUACUGGAGGUUCAAGCUGGGCACACCCGUCAGCGCCGCCAACUGGGACGACCUCCCGCGACCUUAUCGACGUCGCAGACGACGUCAUCCCAACAGCGUGGUCACGUGGGACCCGGCGCACGGGUAUCCGUAUUCCGGGUACAAGAUUGGAACCUACGAGGGAACCGCGCAGUGGGUGCAACACCAUAGCUAGAGGAGGAAAUAUGUGAUAAAGAAGUUCAUAUUCCGAAUAACAGUUCAUUGGUUGGAUAAGAACAGUUCAUAUAUUAAAUAACAAUUCACUGGUUGGAUAAGAACAGUUCAUAUACUGAAUAACAAUUCACUGGUUGUAUAAGAACAGUUCAUAUACUGAAUAACAUUUCAUUGGUUGGAUAAGAACAGUUCAUAUAUUAAAUAACAAUUCACUGGUUGGAUAAGAACAGUUCAUAUACUGACAAACAUUUCGCUGAUGUGUUUUUCGGCUAUUGGAUGUCAAACUGAGGUAAAUGUAAAACGUACGUGAUGAACCACAUCAAUAUAAGAAUUCAACAGUUAAAUAAAAACAUCACAGAUAA
This is a messenger RNA of Gigantopelta aegis, 795 nucleotides long. RefSeq lists its product as uncharacterized. Bases 93 to 434 code for a protein of 113 amino acids. The transcript is spliced from 2 exons. Lineage: Eukaryota; Metazoa; Mollusca; Gastropoda; Neomphalida; Peltospiridae. The record is from RefSeq and is a predicted model, not a curated record.